Protobothrops mucrosquamatus (brown spotted pit viper) is the source of this 1117-nucleotide messenger RNA. Its product is annotated as gastrula zinc finger protein XlCGF17.1-like. The record is from RefSeq and is a predicted model, not a curated record. Gene Ontology annotation, biological process: regulation of transcription by RNA polymerase II. The annotation marks the transcript as partial. Gene Ontology annotation, molecular function: RNA polymerase II cis-regulatory region sequence-specific DNA binding; DNA-binding transcription factor activity, RNA polymerase II-specific. NCBI's taxonomy places the organism in Eukaryota, Metazoa, Chordata, Lepidosauria, Squamata, Viperidae. Gene Ontology annotation, cellular component: nucleus. The transcript has a single exon.
AGCUUUUCUCACACGGGAAGUCUUCGGCUCCAUGAGAAGAUUCAUACAGGAGUAAAAUCUUACAAAUGCUUUGAGUGUGGAAAAUGUUUCACCUGGAGUUCAGGUCUUCGGACCCACGAGAAAACACAUAGAGGGGAGAAAAAUGAAAAGUGCCUCGAAUGUGGGAAAUGUUUCACCUUGAAAUCAAACCUGGUGCGACAUCAGAGAAUUCACACUGGAGAGAGACCCUAUGAAUGUCCAGAAUGUGAGAGAAGAUUUAUGUGUUCUUAUGCGCUUCGGAGACACCAGAAGAGGCACAAAGGGGAGAAACCUUAUGAAUGUGGGAAAUGUGGAAAAGGUUUCCUUACACAAACAGAGCUUCAGCUUCACGAGAGAAUCCACACAGGGGAAAAACCAUACAAAUGUGGGGAGUGUGGGAAAUGCUUUUCCGUAAAACAAAACCUUGGAAGGCAUGAGAGGCUCCACACAGGAGAGAAGCCGUACAGAUGCGUAGAAUGUGGGAAAUGUUUUGCUCGACAGGGAAAUCUUUGGACACAUCAUAAAAUCCACACAGGGGAGAAGCCAUAUCCAUGCUUCGAAUGUGGACAAUUUUAUUCUUCCAUAUCACACCUUAGAAGUCAUGUAAAAACUCAUACAGGGGAAAGAAAUUACAAAUGUUUAGACUGUGGGAGUGCAUUUCCUCAUUCAUAUUCCCUUAGAAACCACAGCCGAAUCCAUACAGGAGAGAAGUCCCAUAAAUGUUCGGAGUGCGAUAAAUGUUUUUCUCGGAAAGGUACUCUUGUGAGACAUCAGAGAAUCCACACUGGAGAGAAACCAUACAAAUGCUUGGAGUGUGGGAAAUGUUUUGCCCAAACUUCAUCCCUUCGCAAGCACACCAGAAGUCCCACAGGGGAGUCGCCUUACAAGUGUGCCGAGUGUGAGAAAACCUUUCAUUGUAAAUCUCAGCUAAAAAGGCAUCAGAAAGUCCAUAGUAGAGAGAAACCCCUUCAGUUGUGAGGAAUGUGGAAAACAUUUUUUGAAACGUCACAUCUUACAAUUCACCAGGAACUUCACACAGUCCCAGAAGGGAAAUCCUACAGUUUUUUGGUGUGGGGAAACCUUCACAAUGACGAAACCA